Xiphophorus hellerii (green swordtail) is the source of this 3995-nucleotide messenger RNA. It is a transcript of the gene phf13, whose product is annotated as PHD finger protein 13. Gene Ontology annotation, molecular function: chromatin binding. The transcript has 5 exons. Bases 592 to 1572 code for a protein of 326 amino acids. Gene Ontology annotation, biological process: mitotic chromosome condensation. Lineage: Eukaryota; Metazoa; Chordata; Actinopteri; Cyprinodontiformes; Poeciliidae. The record is from RefSeq and is a predicted model, not a curated record. Gene Ontology annotation, cellular component: nucleus.
UGCAAUCUUAUGUGUAAAGAAGAAACCACGGGAUAUGAUAGUCACACUCGACACACGAUAGUUACACAGGACUCAGCACUAAAACAAAGAUUGAAUUUAUUUAUUUAUUAAAUGUAUUUACAGAAUAUGACGAACCUCUGAAUCAUUUAGCAGCUCCAGUAACACCUCACGCUGGCGCCCAGCAGAGGGCGCUAACACUUGGCCGAAGAAAGAGAAGAAAGUGGGGAGGGAAGCUGCAAGUGACAGCAGAAGUGGACCGCUGAAGAGUCGGUAAACGGGAUCAAACCACGACCUCACUGAAUAGCUCCGUUGAGGGGAAAAAGUGUAGCAACGUUUGCUUUCAUUUAAUUGUCACACUUUCCCGUGUUUUCGCCGACUAUUUAGUUAACUAUUGCCAGGAAAAGUAAUGUUUGCGAUGUCAACCUGAGGUAACACUGUUGCUUCGACUCUUAGCACAGGUAACGUUAGUUAGCGGUUGGCAUCGAGCGAGUAGAAGCUAAAUAAGCGUUUUACGGUCCAACCGAGGCACCCGAUUUGUAGCUUGUGUGGAGCUUACCUGUAACGCGUCGAGUGGUCGGAGUCUCUGCAGAGAUGGGUGACAUAAACCCAUCGACAUCCCAUGCAUUUCAGCCGGAGGGUUUCAGCCCGCCGUACAGGAGGAGGAGGACAGUGGAGGAUUUUAACAAGUUUUGCACGUUUGUGUUGGCUUAUGCCGGUUACAUCCCAUAUCCACAAGAGGACUCUCCACUUCGCAGUAGCUCCAGUCCUCCCAACAGCACAGGCAGCACUGCCGACAGCGAUGGCUGGACCCCCGGAUCCGCAGCCUCCUGCCCCCAGCGGCCGCCCAAGGUGCCCCAAGACAGAAGCAGGAAGCGUCCACAGCCGGCGCCUUUGCUGUCCUCUCAUAGCAAGCGAGAUCGCACAAUCUCCACCCUGCAUCCAGACGACCACAGAAAAGCUGAGAAGCUGAAGAAGAAGAAGAGGCGAAAGGAGAGGGAGUAUCACUCUGGUGAAGAAUUGAGGGCCCAGCCGACCCACGGAGCAGAACCGGAGUUUCAGUCCCCUCUGUCCUUCGGCAGCCGACUAAUCAAAGAAGAGCCCGAAGAUGAGUUCAGCAUUCCCCUCAUCCCUACGUGCCUGCCCAGCCCUUCACCUUGUAAGGAGGAGCCAAAGGAGGAACAUCGACACUGGGACGGUCGAGACCUGGAAGAGGGGGUCAUAAAGGUACAGAAGGUGGAGGGCUUUUCAGGAAACCGAACCGUGUUCCGCCAGGGGAAGCAAGUGGUGUUCCGAGACGAAGACGGCUCAGGAGAGGACGAGGACAUAAUGGUGGACUCUGACGACGACUCGUGGGACUUGGUGACGUGCUUCUGCAUGAAGCCCUUCGCCGGCCGAGCCAUGAUUGAAUGUAACAAGUGCAACACCUGGAUCCACCUGUCCUGCGCCAAAAUCCGCAAGAGUCACGUGCCAGAGACAUACGUAUGCCAAAGCUGCCGAGACACAUACGGACCCCCAGAUGCCCGGCGCUCCCACCGCUCACGCAUCGGCUCACGUAAACAUCUGCUAGACUGACUCUCGGUCAGAACAUGAACUCUAAACCCCCUGCCCCUCGGUUUACCCAGCUGGACCUGACCCCCUCACGGCCAACCAGGAACCCACAUUUUCUAAACAAAACACUUUGGUGGAACUCUUCCCCCAGGCCUUAUCCCAUCUAUAGACGGUUUGAUUGCUGUUUUAGAGUUAUCGGGCUCCGUUUCUGCUUCCUCCAGACUUUGUGCGUAAGGCAAUCACUGAAUGGAUACCUAUCUGUAGAGGGCAUCAGAAAAGCAUCAAACUAUCAAUGUUGAGACUUGGUACACUGGAAACGUUUGAACUGCCAUAUGUAGAGAAUAUCUUCACAACUGCCACCCACCUUGGUGCAUGCUGGGAUUUGUGGGAGAAAUAGUUUGCACUUUUUCCUCACUGUUUUUCUUUCUUUUUUGUUAUUUUUUGUUUUAUUUUUUAACCUAUCAGAGGGUGGACACAGAAACAUGUUCGUCUUUCAGAUUAAACUGGAUUUGUUUUCUCUAGGAUGGCUUCACUGUUACACCAUGUACCAUUUUUUAAAACAAGAAAAGCCUCGUCAUUUGCUUGAGAUGGUGCUAUAAUAUUAAGCUGAGGUAUAAUCCUGUAGAACCAAGAUGUAGGUUCAACUACUAAGGUCUGCAUCUGCUUUAUCUGUUUUGAUACUCGUUGUUUUUCCAUAUUUAAGACCUCGUUAAAGACUAUCUCGGAGCGUCGAUCCAACGCAAGCGCGGCUUCUUUACAAGCUCGUCUUCCAGCCGCUGAAUCUAGAUGUUUGUUGACUGUACAGGUUCAUCGCAUUAAGCUGGAAUAUGAGCAAAAGGUUUUUUUCUAUAAUUCAAUUUGAAAAAAUGUCAUUUAAAUUCAUUACAAACACAAUAGAUUUGAAGCAUAUUAUAGCUUGCGGCUAAUUAAAACCUAAAAUUCAUUAGGCUGCUCAGUGGAAUUAAACUGUCCUCUUAACGCUGCUCAUUUUUCAUAGCAGAUUUCUUCCUUCAACUCAAUUUUAGAUUAUCUUUGGCUAUAGCAGUUUUUAAACAGCCAUCUUCUUGGCUCCCUCUUUAUGAAAAGAGUUAACAACUCUCUGCUUCAGUUCUGGCAAGUUGUUGAUUGCUCUUAUGUAAUACUCAAAUUUUAUGAGAAACUGAAUUUGGGAUGAUUGGUUAGAUAAUCACUGAAUUAACAGCGAAAAAAUGACUAGAAUAUAUCACUGCAAUGAAAAUAUAAAACGGACUUCUCAGCUCUUUUUCUUUAUGGAGAUGCAUCUGUAUAUUCAGCAACGUCAAGCUAUGUUUUCUAGUGUCUAAACACUUUUUCUUUUAAAAUCACUUUUACAAUGAACUGUAUUUGAACAAGUUAAAAAGCCAGAUAACAGAAGAAUCGCGGCGUUCACUACAGAUGUUCUUCAGUUGAUUCUGGUCAGUGUAACUUUGGUGCAUUCUGUAGCAGGACUCGGUUUGGUUCACGUCUUUCCUUCGUUUACACCAUCAAAGUUUCAUGAUGGGGAGGAGGGAAACAUUCGUUUAAGAGAACUGCGAGGCUGUCCUGUUCCGGAGUUAACGAAUGAGAAACGGAGUUCUGCCGGAGACGCUCUCUGAAGACUCCAGGUAGAAAUAUGCAUGUCAGAGUCGGGUUGAACGAGCGUGUUUGCCACACACGUGCUGCUAUGUGUUCCCAUUAAAGCUCUGUAUUUUUCUGUUGUACUCGAUUGUUUUUAAAUGGAUAUUUGUCGGUUUGUGUUGCCUUUUAAACAUUUUAAUCAGAGCAGAUUUCAUCCUCCAACAGUAUUCAUUUGAAAAGAAAUUUAAUGGGAUUUUCUUUCUUUUAUUUUUUUUUUUUGGUUCUAAAACUUGGUCCAGUUCAGAUGAAAGUCCUAAGCUUUGUUAUUUAUGUGCCAUCUGCUGUUUGGGCCUGUACGUGUAGACUACAUAUUGUUUCCGAUUAUAUAAAAAGCCAUAUUGUAGACAGAUUUUUAGACGCAGGAAUUUUAGGAUCCAAAUCCAGGAUUGAGGGGAAGUUUACCAAAUGCAGCAUCAGCAACUUCACCGGGGAACGACUUGCAACCACAAAACGAUUGUUUGCGAACAGACGGAGGUUGAACUGGAUAUGUUUACCUGGUCACCCGUCUUCUGGUGUUUGUACGGGCGGUUGCAGAGCUGGGGAUGUUUUUACGACGUUUUCAAACCAGAAUCAUUGUCGGUCCGUUGGGCGUUUGUUUUUAACAGAAACUGAAGGCGUCUUCAGGCUCAGAUUCCAAAUUGUAGUGUCUUCAAGACUCAUGUCUUCAAGACAUGAAUCUGCUCAUUGUGAUCCCGCUGGCUUAUCCUGAUCCCGGGUUGUCCCAUCCCCUUACUGAGAAAGCGUUGUCUGUACUGUGGUGCAAACUGUUUCUGUGAAACUAUUGUAAAUAAAGAGGUACCAUUUUAACCAGA